Molecule: messenger RNA, 2152 nt
Organism: Oryzias melastigma (Indian medaka)
Lineage: Eukaryota; Metazoa; Chordata; Actinopteri; Beloniformes; Adrianichthyidae
Gene: mief2
Product: mitochondrial elongation factor 2
Exons: 8
Coding region: 229-1632 (467 amino acids)
Biological process (GO): positive regulation of mitochondrial fission; mitochondrion organization
Cellular component (GO): mitochondrial outer membrane
Source: RefSeq, a predicted model, not a curated record
UUUUGCAUUGCGCCACCAGAGGGCGCUGUUGUCUUGUGGCAGCAACAGCAGAUUGCCAUUAAACCAACGAAGAAGAAACCAACAGCUUUUAGCUUAGCUUGCUACAAAAAUGAAGCGAUGUUUUUUAUUAAAAUACAUUUAACACAUAAUUUUCACAGACGCUCAUGACUUUGGGUCAAGUAUUUGUUCCACCUUUUUCACCCAGUGGGUAACCACAAAAAGGCAGCCAUGAACUUCCAGGGCGGUCGCAGGAGAGGUGAAGAAGGCAUCGCCGUGGUUCUUGAUUUCCUGCUGUCCAACGCCCGACUGGUUCUUGGAGUUGGAGGGGCGGCCUUGUUGGGCAUUGCUACACUGGCAGUGAAACGAUUCAUAGAGCGCGCCGGCCGUGCAGCAGAAGAUGAAAAAGUGGAGCAGAAGAUGGCCGAGAGCUGGGAGGAGCUGAGUAGGGUCUCUGCUUCCCCAACCAUGAUUAGGAAGGGCAUUGAGGGUGUGGUGCUGAAGCAUGUUGCCAAGGCAACCAGGCAGCAGAAAGCUGAUCUCUGCCAAAAACCAGAGGUGUCGUCUCCUGAAGUGGAGCCUAAACCAGAAUCAAAACCUAACAGAAUUCAGCUGUGUGUGCUCAGUUUGCAGGAGCGUCUACAGCAGUACUGCAGCACGAGGGCGGUCCUUCCUCCACAGGAAGUCCAGAGAGCCCAGUCUCUGGCUCUGGACAUCUGCACGGAGAUCCAGGGCUUUCUUCACAGCCGUCAUCCAGACAUGCCUUUGGGAGAAAUGAGCCUGGGCGGUUCUCUGCUGGAUGACCUUCAGGUGGUCAGCGCAGACCACGCGUGUCUGCUGGUUCCCCUACAGCUGGAAGGCUCUCUGUGGCGCCUCAUCCCGGGGGAAGAGACUCUCCUCACACACCCUCUGCACUGGAUGGUCCGACGGCUAAAUUUGGAAUAUUUUCCUAGAGGACGCAGUUACUGGGACAGAUACCUAGUGGGGGGUUACCUGUCUGCAGAAGCAGUGGUGAACAUGUUCAGCAAGGCGGUCAUGGAGACGGUGAACUGGCCGGUAAUCAGCAGCACUUUGGACUGUCUCGUCAGACCUGUUCUUGGAGGACCAGAUCUGAGGCUGGAGAUCCGGCCUGGAAGUGAAAAAGCGGCUGAAAGCUGCGAUCAGCCCCUGUUCAUUUCGGUGUUGCCCAUCCUGAGGGAGGAGGACGUGGUCCUGACAGCUCAGCCCGAGCUCACCUCUCCCUGGGUGAAUGCCUGGCAUCUUUCCCUUUACCCCUGGGAGACUCAGCGUCUAGUUCAGCUGGACACCGCUGACGACGGCUGCCGCAGACAAACUGUUAAAAUCCUGAAGGCCGUGUGCCGACUGAACCCUGCACUGCGAGCGCUGGAGGCCGCCCCGCUGACCAACCUCGUCCUGCACCUAAGUGACAGUGAGAGCGACUGGUCCCAGGACGGCCUCCACGUGCGCUUCCAGCAGUGCAUUACAGAGCUGAUCGGCUACCUCGAGCAAGGCGUGUUGCACAGUUACUUCAAACCAGCCGUCAACCUCCUGAGCAACUUGUCAGAGGACCAGGUGGACCAGAUGGGAUUCAUGCUCUAUUGUGCCAUAUCAGAGCCUGAAAUAUUGCUCAUAUAAACCUUUGCACACUUCAGCUACUCCCAUGGAAAGUAGAAAGCAGUUUCCUGAUUGUUAAACAAAACCAGAAGAGAUGUGCCAAGAAACAGAAUGAUGGAAAAGUUCAACAAAACAAUAUGACAUUUAUUUAAUUUUUAUGAAAAUCUUUCAUAAAAAAAUAAUUACAUGCAUUUUAAUAAAUUGGUUAUCACGAGGAGAGUGCAAUUUUUAUUUAAGUGCAUUUAUUCUUUUUUUCUGAGUUCUCUGUAUUGUUUGUGUUUUCUUAAGUUUGUUGAAUAUUCCUCCUUUAGAAAAACAGAAUCCACAUUUUUCAAACCUGGUUAUCUAUGUUUUUGUACACACAGAAAAAUCAAUUUAAACGCGUGGGACUUUCAUCAGCAUUUAAUGUAUAUUUCCUCAUUAUUUAAUGGUGUUCGUCUUAAUCUGUGUGUGAGGCUAUUUGAAUUGUCUGGAGUGAAAAGGGGAGGGGUUUUCAGUUUGUGAUGGAAAGAAGUCCAAAUAAAGUUUUUUUUUAAGUAUU